Panthera uncia (snow leopard) is the source of this 1603-nucleotide messenger RNA. It is a transcript of the gene FBXL16, whose product is annotated as F-box and leucine rich repeat protein 16. NCBI's taxonomy places the organism in Eukaryota, Metazoa, Chordata, Mammalia, Carnivora, Felidae. Gene Ontology annotation, molecular function: protein binding. The record is from RefSeq and is a predicted model, not a curated record. Gene Ontology annotation, biological process: SCF-dependent proteasomal ubiquitin-dependent protein catabolic process. Gene Ontology annotation, cellular component: SCF ubiquitin ligase complex. The transcript has 5 exons. Bases 123 to 1574 code for a protein of 483 amino acids.
UGUUGGGUGGUUCUGGGAGUGCCAGGGGAGGAGAUGCCCUGGGAUGGGAAGGAGCCCAGCCCUCCUGCGGCAGGAGACUCAUUACCCCAUCCUGGACCCUGUCUGCAGAUCGAGCGAGGAAGAUGUCGAGCCCGGGUGUGGACGGCGACCCCAAGCCUCCAUGCUUGCCUCGAAAUGGCCUGGUAAAGCUGCCGGGCCAGCCCAACGGCCUGGGUGCAGCCAGUAUCACCAAGGGCACACCAGCUGCCAAGAACCGGCCCUGCCAGCCACCACCCCCACCCACCCUCCCACCGCCCAGCCUGGCUGCCCCACUGCCACGGGCUGCCCUAGCUGGGGGCCUGUGCCCCCCGGCAGGGCUCCCCCUUGGUGGACCAGCCUCAGUCCCAGUUCCUGGGCCCCCAGUGGAGCGGCCACCACUGGCCACAGAUGAAAAGAUCCUCAAUGGCCUCUUCUGGUACUUCUCGGCCUGUGAGAAGUGCGUGCUGGCCCAGGUGUGCAAGGCCUGGCGGCGUGUGCUCUACCAGCCCAAGUUCUGGGCGGGCCUCACACCUGUGCUGCACGCCAAGGAGCUGUACAACGUGUUGCCUGGUGGCGAGAAGGAGUUUGUGAACCUGCAGGGCUUCGCUGCGCGUGGUUUUGAGGGCUUCUGCCUGGUUGGUGUCUCCGACCUGGACAUCUGUGAGUUCAUCGACAACUACUCCCUCUCUAAGAAGGGCGUCAAGGCCAUGAGCCUCAAGCGCUCCACCAUCACCGAUGCCGGCCUGGAGGUGAUGCUGGAGCAGAUGCAGGGGGUCGUGCGCCUGGAGCUGUCAGGCUGCAACGACUUCACCGAGGCGGGGCUGUGGUCCAGCCUGAGCGCCCGGAUCACCUCGCUGAGCGUGAGCGACUGCAUCAACGUGGCCGACGACGCCAUUGCGGCCAUCUCGCAGCUGCUGCCCAACCUGGCCGAGCUGAGCUUGCAGGCCUACCACGUGACGGACACGGCGCUGGCCUACUUCACAGCACGCCAGGGCCACAGCACGCACACGCUGCGUCUGCUCUCCUGCUGGGAGAUCACCAACCACGGCGUGGUCAACGUGGUGCACAGCCUGCCCAACCUCACCGCGCUCAGCCUCUCCGGCUGCUCCAAGGUCACCGACGACGGCGUCGAGCUCGUGGCCGAAAACCUGCGCAAGCUGCGCAGCCUUGACCUUUCGUGGUGCCCGCGCAUCACCGACAUGGCGCUCGAGUACGUGGCCUGCGACUUGCACCGCCUGGAGGAGCUGGUGCUGGACAGGUGUGUACGCAUCACGGAUACUGGCCUCAGCUACUUGUCCACCAUGUCGUCCCUCCGCAGCCUCUACCUGCGAUGGUGCUGCCAGGUGCAGGACUUCGGGCUGAAGCACCUCCUGGCCAUGAGGAGUUUGCGGCUCUUGUCUCUGGCAGGCUGCCCGCUGCUGACCACCACGGGGCUGUCGGGCCUGGUGCAGCUGCAGGAGCUGGAGGAGCUAGAGCUGACCAACUGCCCCGGGGCCACCCCCGAGCUCUUCAAGUACUUCUCGCAGCACCUGCCCCGCUGUCUCGUCAUCGAGUAGCGCGGGCCUCCCCGCCCCCGGCGCAGGAA